AGCCGGGCGCGAAGGCUCCUGGGCUGCGGGUCACUAGGAACGGAAGCCGCUGCAGGACGCCGAGGCAGCCAGGAUGGCGACUCCGAGCAGGAAGGCGUCGACCUCAAGCUCCCUGGCUUCCAAGAGGGUCCUGCCGACGGACCCUUCCUCGGAGGUUCCGAGCAAGAGAAAGAAUCCGACCCCGCCGUCGUCUCAGCUGCCGUCCUCCGGGCCUUUCGUGGAAGGCUCUAUCGUCCGCAUCGCGAUGGAGAACUUCCUAACAUAUGACAUCUGUGAAGUGUCUCCAGGACCCCACUUGAACAUGAUUAUAGGAGCUAAUGGAACAGGGAAGUCGAGCAUUGUGUGUGCCAUUUGCCUUGGAUUAGCAGGCAAACCUGCUUUUAUGGGGCGGGCAGAUAAGGUUGGUUUUUUUGUGAAGAGAGGAUGUUCCAGAGGCAUGGUUGAAAUUGAAUUGUUCAGGACUUCUGGAAACCUUGUAAUCACCCGUGAGAUUGAUGUGGCAAAAAAUCAGUCUUUGUGGUUUAUCAACAAAAAAUCUACAACCCAGAAAGUAGUAGAAGAGCAAGUUUCAGCCUUAAAUAUUCAAGUGGGCAAUCUUUGCCAGUUUCUACCUCAGGACAAAGUUGGAGAAUUUGCUAAACUAAGCAAAAUUGAACUCCUUGAAGCUACUGAGAAGUCAGUUGGUCCUCCAGAAAUGUACAGGUAUCACUGUGAACUCAAAAACUUCAGGGAGAAAGAAAAACAGCUAGAGACCUCAUGCAAAGAGAAAACCGAAUACCUAGAGAAAAUGGUUCAGAGAAACGAACGAUACAAACAAGAUGUGGACAGGUUCUAUGAACGAAAACGACAUUUAGAUUUAAUUGAGAUGCUUGAAGCAAAAAGACCGUGGGUGGAAUAUGAAAAUGUUCGUCAGGAAUAUGAAGAAGUGAAACUAGUUCGUGACCAAGUGAAGGAAGAGAUCAGAAAACUUAAAGACGGGCAGAUUCCUAUCACACAUCGAAUUGAGGAAAUUGACAGGCAGCGCUAUAAUUUGGAGACUCGAAUCAAAGAAAAGGCAACAGAUAUUAAGGAGACAUCCCAAAAAUGCAAGCAAAAGCAAGAUCUUAUAGAAAGGAAGGAUAAACAUAUCGAAGAACUUCAGCAGGCCUUAACAGUAAAACAAAAUGAAGAGCGAGACCGACAAAGGAGAAUAAGUAAUACCCGCAAAAUGAUAGAGGAUUUGCAAAAUGAACUAAAGACCACAGAAAACUGUGAGAAUCUUCAGCCUCAGAUUGAUGCCAUUACAAAUGAUUUGAGACGAGUUCAAGAUGAAAAAGCAUUAUGUGAAGGAGAGAUAAUUGAUAAACGAAGAGAGAGGGAGAUGCUAGAGAAGGAGAAACAGAAUGUGGAUGAUCAUAUCAUACGUUUUGACAAUCUUAUGAAUCAAAAGGAAGAUAAGCUGAGGCAGAGGUACCGGGACACCUAUGAUGCUGUUUUGUGGCUACGAAAUAACAGAGACAAAUUUAAGCAAAGAGUCUGUGAGCCCAUAAUGCUUACGAUCAAUAUGAAAGACAAUAAAAAUGCUAAAUAUAUUGAAAAUCAUAUUCCAUCAAAUGACUUGAGAGCCUUUGUGUUUGAAAGUCAAGAAGACAUGGAGGUUUUCCUCAAAGAGGUUCGUGACAAUAAAAAGUUAAGAGUAAAUGCUGUAAUUGCUCCUAAGAGUUCAUAUGCAGACAAAGCACCUUCAAGAUCUCUAAAUGAACUGAAACAGUAUGGAUUUUUCUCUUAUCUACGAGAGCUGUUUGACGCGCCUGAUCCUGUGAUGAGUUACCUUUGCUGCCAGUACCAUAUUCAUGAAGUUCCUGUGGGAACUGAAAGGACUAGAGAACGAAUUGAACGGGUAAUACAAGAAACCCGAUUAAAACAAAUUUAUACAGCAGAAGAAAAGUAUGUGGUGAAGACAUCUUUUUAUUCAAACAAAGUUAUUUCUAGUAACACAUCCCUUAAAGUAGCCCAGUUUCUCACAGUCACCGUGGAUCUAGAGCAAAGAAGACACUUGGAAGAACAGCUAAAGGAAAUUAAUAGAAAAUUGCAAGCAGUGGAUACAGGAUUAUUUGCCUUACGAGAGACAAACAGACGUCUAGAACACAAAGACAAUGAACUUAGGCAAAAGAAGAAGGAACUUCUUGAAAGAAAAACCAAGAAAAGACAACUGGAACAAAAAAUUAGUUCCAAGCUAGGAAGUAUAAAGCUGAUGGAACAGGAUACUUGCAACCUGGAAGAGGAAGAACGGAAAGCAAGUACCAAAAUCAAAGAACUGAAUGUUCAGAAAGCAAAACUUGUUACUGAAUUAACAAAUCUAGUAAAGAUUUGUACUUCUCUGCAUAUACAAAAAGUAGAUUUAAUUCUUCAAAAUACUACAAUGAUCUCUGAGAAGAACAAAUUAGAGUCAGAUUAUAUAGCUGCAUCUUCACAACUACGUGUCAUAGAGCAACAGUUCGUUGAGUUGGAUGAAAACAGAAUGAGAUUAUUGCAGAAAUGCAAGGAACUUAUGAAGAGAGCUAGGCAAGUAUGUAACCUGAGUGCAGAACAGAUUGUGCCUCAAGAAUAUCAGACACAAGUACCCACCAUUCCAAAUGGACACAACUCCUCACUCCCCAUGGCUUUCCAAGAUCUUCCAAAUACAUUGGAUGAAAUUGAUGCUUUAUUAACUGAGGAAAGAUCAAGAGCCUCCUGCUUCACAGGACUGAAUCCUACAGUGGUUGAAGAAUAUACAAAAAGAGAAGAAGAAAUAGAGCAGUUAACUGAAGAACUAAAGGGAAAGAGAGUUGAACUGGAUAAAUACAGGGAAAGCAUUUCACAGGUAAAAGAAAGGUGGCUUAAUCCCUUAAAGGAGCUAGUAGAAAAAAUUAAUGAAAAAUUCAGCAAUUUUUUUAGUUCCAUGCAGUGUGCUGGUGAAGUUGAUCUCCACACAGAAAAUGAGGAGGACUAUGAUAAAUAUGGAAUCCGAAUUAGAGUCAAAUUUCGAAGUAGUACUCAACUGCACGAAUUGACUCCUCAUCAUCAAAGUGGAGGUGAAAGAAGUGUUUCCACUAUGUUAUACUUGAUGGCACUUCAGGAGCUUAAUAGAUGUCCAUUCAGAGUGGUCGAUGAAAUCAAUCAGGGUAUGGACCCAAUCAAUGAACGGAGAGUGUUUGAAAUGGUUGUAAAUACUGCCUGUAAAGAAAAUACAUCUCAAUACUUCUUCAUUACACCAAAGCAGAUACUCUGUGGAAUAGCCAAAUCUGAUAAUAUUCUAUUUCUUACCAAACAUCUUGGCCUAAAAACCAAACCUCCCUGCACUUGCAGGGACUAGCAGUCUAUCACAGUGCUUAACCAUAGAAGGUACGUGAAAAGUGUGGAUAAAAGUAAAAGUAUCCUAGGAAAAUUGUGUGGGAUGUGUUCUUCUCUAGAGUCUACUAGGGAGCUUUAUUAUCCCAGUUGUCCUGUGAAUAUUGAGGACUUCCAGGCAUGUCCAUUAUUCCAAGACAGUUAGUAGGCCAGGCUUAAGGUAUGUUAAUUCAGGUAGCGAUUACAGGCGGGCCAGGUUUAUAGCGAGGUGCUCUCGAGCUUCCUAAGAAUUUUAUUAAUAAAAUAAUAUACUUAUACACAUGUGAGAUUGGAAAACUGUGCU
This is a messenger RNA of Castor canadensis (American beaver), 3652 nucleotides long. Lineage: Eukaryota; Metazoa; Chordata; Mammalia; Rodentia; Castoridae. The record is from RefSeq and is a predicted model, not a curated record.